Amoebophrya sp. A120 is the source of this 3110-nucleotide messenger RNA. The record is from the annotation of a GenBank genome assembly. Lineage: Eukaryota; Dinophyceae; Syndiniales; Amoebophryaceae.
AGACUACGUACGCAGGAGCUCCUCUUGAAGUAAAAACAAUUUUUUGUUUACAAUUCCAACUUCUCACUGUGUUGCUCUAAAACAAAGUGCAAAUCUUGCCUCUGCCUACUACCAACACUCAAGAUUUUUAACUCGAAAAACAUCCCUGUAAACAAAAUUGCAAGCGCUAAGGUUACGCUGCCUCGCGCUAUUUCGGAAGCUAUUUUCUUGUUUUUCUUUUUGUAGUACUCGCGCCCGCGCGCUACUAAAUCUUACUAAUAUCAAUUACUUUUUCAUGGCAUCGCCAAUUCGGUAGUAAAAGACUUUACAUCAAGCGUUUUCAAAUUCAUACACCUCAAAAUAGAGACCGGCGCAAGUUACAACAUCAUGGUGUGGAAGAAGAUGGCCCCGUGUGUUUCGUGGAAUUUCGUCGCGGCCUUGUUCGUCCUGGUAGCGGUUGAGAAUGGCGCAUUCUGUGGGUGCCAAGCGUUGGAGCUCCAGGUUGGCAUGAAUGCUAUUCGGCGCCGCGGUAGUCGGUGUCGGAGUGGUCGGCAUCAUCACGCUGCUCAUCGUCCCGCCUCCAGCAGUAGCAGCAGUGUACCCAAUCCGGAUGCCGCAAAUCAUGGGCAGACCACUCAGAGUGCAACCAGCGACCUAGAGGACUUCUUCGCCCCUAUCCCGCUCCACUCGGGAGGAGCAGGACCACGAGGAGGGGCGCGGGAAGGGGCGUCUAGCGCUAGUAGCAGUAGUACUAGCACACGAACUCCGAAAGCCGUAAGAACGCCUUCGCAGGAUCACCAUGAAGAUGCGCCGCCGGCCGGGGACGCAAUUCGCCGGGAACACCCUCUUGAACCUGUUGGCGCGCGGCUGGCGUAUUCUGCAGAUUUUGCAAAUCUCCUCGCCCAGAAAACGCUUUAUGACGCGACAACUGCCGGCCGGCGCACCAUGCCCGUUACGGCAGCUGCCGGACCGCGAGCUCCACAAGGGUCACCCUCCCAGGGUCGCCAGGUUACAGCACCGAAGGCGAUGGGAAUUGCAGCUGUUGGAGAGGAGCGCCUAGGGACAGUGGGUCUGGGGUCCUUUUUGACUGAGGAUGGAAAGGCAUGCCUAGCCAUGGCCGGGCGCGGCUGGCCGUGGACCGCCCGCAACGAGACUGAGCGCUUGGAACUUUCUGCGAAAUUGAUGAUUGUCACCUUUGCGCGGAACUUUCUGCAGAGCCUGCUGGCGUACCGCCCUGAAGAGAGGCCGCACAGCCACGGGUUUGGCCGUCGAGUACAGGGGGAGCCGAGCGCAAGCGAAAGGCGGGUCGGUCCUCAUUUGUCGCCGCAAGAGCUCUUGCUCACGGUUCCGCAGCAUGGGCCGUGGAUGCAUGAGUACACUCCGAACCAGGUGCCCCGCCAGGGGUUUCCACCGAUAACGGAAGAGGGGCUCUCGGCAGCUCUGCUCCGAGGCCGACCAUUUUUCAAGCCGCCCGUUGCGAUGUGGCGCAGUGGUUUCGUGAUUGAUGAAGCUGAACAAGAAGACAGCGCGCUGGAGGGGCCGGUCCGAAGGAAAGCUACAACCUCCGUUGUUUUUCGCCUCGAGAGCCGGGAACAAGUCAGCUACUACCGAACGGUCGACUACGACCGGGGCGAAAAUCAACCCGACUAUAGGCCGCGGCCGCAAUAUGCACAGCUUGUUGACGACGCUGGGCAGCCCGAUGAGCGUUCAUACGUUCGUGUUACGAAGCCGAAGUUUGUCGCUGAGUUUGAAUUCACGCUCAACACGACUCCAGGGAACAACGAAGUGGCCGAACUUGCGAGGGCCGACAUCCUGCUACGGCACGCGCCCUCCGAGCCUUGUGACCGCAGCCAGGCAACGCAAAUGUGGGCGUCGCGGGUCGUCAUCGCUCCUGCGCUAGUAGGACCACGAGUGCCUCCCGGUGCCGGUCCUGACGAUAAUUAUUUCUGUACCGCCGUGGACGGGGACCACCGCCGCAAAUUUGCGGGCUACUCGGACCCCACAGCUGACUUUCCAGCUCCGACAUCGGGCAAGCGCUAUCGUAUCCAAAAUUGCUCCUUUGAGGAAAUGGGAGGCGUUCUCGGGGCGGGGAUUGGGUUUGGGGAGAGGAGCCUGUAUGCGCCGCCGGAGGUGACUCGAAAACCGGAAUUCGGCGAAGCACUACACAACAUGAACGAGAACUAUUUCGCAUAAGUGCAGCAAUAUUUGAUACUUUUUGUUGGUGUGGUGAUGUUUUGCAUUUCAUUUUUUUUUUCUGCGGUUUUGCUUUUGUUUCCUUAAUUUUAUUUAAUUGACUAUUCGUUAUCUUAUGUUUAUUGUCUGACUUUGUUUUCUCCCCACAGCUCCUAAAGUUGUGUCUGUUUCUUGACGAUUUUGCCUUGCAAAAGCUGGAGGUUUUGGAACAUUCAUUGCAUCUCGUGUUACACUAAAAUUUUCAAGCAUUCAUUAGCUAUACUAGCUUAGAAAGAAGGAGAAGCACUUCCUGACAAAAACACCUAUGGUGGAAGUAGAUGGUAGGCGCCCUUCCGAGCCAGUAGCGGAACGGCGCAAGUAGUGAUUGUAUAAUGAUCUUCGAAGGCGCAUCAAGUAGUGUUUGUAUAAUGAUUUGAACAUCACUCUAACUUUGGAUUUUAAGUGUAGUUUUUUAACAACAACAUGAUCAUCAACGAGAAAGGUCGAGAAAAGUAGUAGAAAGAGGAAACGAACAAAGAAUCGUAGUUGUAGCCAGAUUUUGUUAUUUUUCUUUGAGUUAGCAGGUAGUCUUAUUCCCGUUUAUUUUUGAAGAGAGCACAAGAGCAGUCGCAGUUCCAGUUUUUUCAGCGCUUGUUCUGGUGCAAAAGGGGACUUUUAUUGAAAUAGCGCUAGUAGAGAAAAAAGGCGAGUAAACGCGUUCCCACCUUGACGCAUAAAUACAAACAAACCAACAUCUUCGAAGGCCAGUGAUUUUUGGGUGUAGUAGUACUGUAGGAUGUGUACUGUACGAUGAUCUUCAUCAUAUUCAUAGGCCGCUGUCUUUUGGGUGCACUGGCCAACAAUAACGAUCGAAGACGUUGGGUCAACAUGUAUGAUGAUGGAAUUAUUUUUGGACUGAAAAAAGCAGAAGGUGAAGGUGUAUUAGAGAAUGAAACGAG